GAAGUAACAACCGUAAGUACAGUAUCAAUUAUACAAGCUAUCUUUCUGCAGAAACGAAGGUAUGUAAUUAAUAUUCAAUAUAACUUCAUUACCGAAGAGAUGCUAAUAAAAUCAGUCGCUAAUUUAAUCUUUUUUUUUGUAAUGAGACUUAAUGUCGGUAAUAGAAUCGCUCUUGAAAAGUACUUCCUACAAGGUUUAAUUGUGUGCCUAUAUGUAUAAUAUGUACAAAUAUGAUAUGUGGUGAUACAACGCAUGGUGAUAUAACACGUGACUUAUAAUAGAAUUAUAAGCGAUAGAAUUACAAUGUGUAGUAAUACAAUAUGUGGAAUUAUAAGGCAUGUAGUUACAAUGUUUAGUUACAACGCGUAGAAUUGUAAGGCAUGGAAUUGCGACACGUGACAAUAUAAGACGUGGAAUUAUAACGCGUGGAAUUACAACGCGUGAAAUUACAGCAUAUAGAAUUGUAACGCAUGGCAUUGCGACGCGUGACAAUAUAAGACAUGAAAUUAUAACGCGUGGAACUACAACGCAUGGAGUUACAGUAUAGAAUUGUAACAUAUGGCUAUAUGUAAAAGCUUUAUAUUUUCUUCGUAUCAGUUACUUCACGUAACCGUCUAGAAUUCAUAUAUUGCCUCGGUGCGCAGAAGCUAGAUCCACCGGAGUUUAUCAGGAACAGUUGCCGAUGCACCAUGCAGAAAUAGUCGAGGCAGCAUCCCGAAGUACAUCGUUUAUCUUCAACAUCUGUUGUCGGGGACAUUUUUAUUUGAAAAAUAAACAUGUGCAGUUUCUGUUAUCCAUAAUUUUAAAUAAAAGCUACACGCAUCGCAAGAUUUAAAAUAUUUAAACAAUCGUUAAAUCCAUCUCUAUUCACAGCUUCUGCUAAAAUUACAAACGUGUCUCACGCUAUUAUAAACAAGUGAUAAAAAUAUAAUAAGUAUUUUCUAAAAUGAAAUACCAUAUGCAAGCAUUCAAACGCUUGUACCAUUGUUCAAAUGAUUUUAUUAACAGUGCAAAGUUAGUAAUAAAAAAUGUAAUAAAGUAAAUAGGUUUAAGUGAAACUCUAAAUUGAACAUUUAACGAAGACAUCACAAAAUGUUCUAAACAGAAAUGUACAGAAUUAUGCGCGAGUGAAAUCAUAAACUCAUUUCCGAGAUCUGCAAUAAAAGAUGGACUUCUUUAUCAAGCUUUGAAGGCGCCGCGAGAAUUUGGCAGCACUCCAGCGCAGUUUUUCAUAGAGCGUUAAAUAAACUUCGAGCUUCUGUUCGCGGCAUGAAAUUCGUUCAUCGCUCGAAGACACCGCAAAUGGCCUAACCACUUAUACCGAACGAGAAUGAAAAAACAAACAGCGGUUGAAAAAUCGGUGGAUCUGUUCCGUGAAUUUAAAACAAUGUUAUAAAAGCGUAACCUGUUGCAAGAAUGGUAAAACGUGAACAAGCAUUAAAAUUCCUGCUCGUAUAAAAUUCAUUCUUCAUACAAAGAUUCAUGAUUUCCUCACAAUUGACAUUGAAAUUGACUAUGAAAUUAUCGUACUAUCUCUUCGUUAAAAACAUCGUACCCUCUCCAUAUUUUACGCAAAACAAAUAUAAUCAAGUCUAUAAUGAAAAACAGAAACCCUAAGACAACGAACUAUAAUCUGCUAAAACAAAAUAUUUUUAACUGCAACACGUCAUCGCGAAUGCAUCCUGCGUUUCAACUAUAAAAACCGAUGAAUCUUUCUGUUUGAGAGCGUCUCCCGAAAAUGGCUCACGCACAAAGAGAUCUCGUGGAAUUCAACUUGACGGAGAACGUGUUACGUAGCGUCCAAUUAUAUUACACCCCCAUGUUGGUUUACUUCGGCUCUCUAGGAAAUUGUCUUUCGAUGACAGUGUUUUUCGGUACGAAACUGUGUCAAAAUUCAUCGAGUAUCUAUCUUGGUGCAUUAGCGAUCAGCGAUACUGGCUUCCUCGUGUCCGUCUUCGUGGUCUGGUUGAACCUGGUGGAGGUUGGUUUGUUCAAUCAGCCAGGCUUCUGUCAGUUUUUCAUUUACCUGACUACCCUUUGCAGCUUCAUGAGCGUUUGGCUCGUAGUAGCGUUCACUAUCGAGAGGUUUAUAGCCGUGCAAUAUCCGUUGUAUCGUCAGUCAAUGUGCACGGUGGCCCGGGCAAAAGCGGCGGUCUUCAUGCUGACCACGCUGGGUGUCUUUUUGUGCAGUCCGGUUCUAUGGUUCUCGGCACCGCGACCACAGUACGGCAAAAACGGUAACGUGACCGAGUGCCAUUUAGCAGAGGGGUUCGAAUCCUGGGCCAUCGUUUACAACGUCAUCGACACGGUGCUGACUUUCGCGAUACCCUUUACCGUGAUCAUUAUUUUGAACGUGUUGAUUGCACGGGCUAUCUAUAGGCAUAUCAAAAUUAGAAAAUCGCUAACCAACGAGCCGCAUAUCUUGAAGGAGAAACAACCGCACGCGCAGAGCUUCCGGAACAAUCUGGCGCAGACCAAAAUCACCAAGAUGCUUCUCGUCGUCUCCAGCGCUUUCCUGUGCUUUAAUCUUCCGGCGUACGUCUUGAGGAUUUACGCUUUCUUACAUUUUCAGAACGAGAGCAAUCUGACCCAGACCAGAACACUGGAGCUGGCGCAACAGGUUUCCAAUUUGCUGUUCAAUACCAACUUUGGAAUUAACUUUAUUCUGUACUGCGCGACGGGCCAGAAUUUUCGAACGGCGAUACGGUGUAUGUUUCUGAAGCGUUUUCGCAGGAAAAACGCGACGCAGGUAGCGACUCAUGGAAUGCAGAAUGUUCCCAAUUUUGUGCGACCAAGUACGACAGCCACGGUACAACGUCAUGGUAGUGCGUUCACUCAACAAUGGGAAGAUUUCCAUGAGCUACAUGUUAUCCCUGAGUAAAACUUUACGACUAAGAUACAACAUAAUUGCAAUUAUGUUAUGAUGUUUCCAAACCACUUGGUAAUGUUGACACUAAUAAUAAAGAUCUGGAGCCGUUCCAAAUAAAAAUCCUAGUUACGCCAAUGAAGUGAACAUG
Molecule: messenger RNA, 3017 nt
Organism: Megachile rotundata (alfalfa leafcutting bee)
Lineage: Eukaryota; Metazoa; Arthropoda; Insecta; Hymenoptera; Megachilidae
Product: C-C chemokine receptor type 1-like
Biological process (GO): G protein-coupled receptor signaling pathway
Cellular component (GO): plasma membrane
Molecular function (GO): G protein-coupled receptor activity
Source: RefSeq, a predicted model, not a curated record